CUUGACGUCUGCGCAUGCGCGCCGUCUGACCGCGCAGUUCUUGUUGCAGCAGUCAGACGUUUGAACGCGGGCGGAGCGAGCACGUCUGUCUGCACAUCCACACCGAGAAAACACAAGACCGUAACGUUGCGAGCAUGGAGCUGAAUGAUGCUAACCUGCAAUCCCUGACAGAGUUUCUAAGGAAAACUCUGGAUCCAGACCCAGCAGUUAGGCGUCCAGCUGAGAAGUUUCUUGAAUCUGUGGAGGCAAACCAGAACUACCCCCUGUUACUUCUCACUUUGCUGGAGAAGUCCCAAGACAACGUGAUUCGUGUCUGUGCUGCUGUUACAUUCAAGAACUACAUCAAAAGAAACUGGAGAAUUGUUGAAGAUGAACCAAACAAAAUCUCUGACACAGACCGAACAGCAAUCAAAGCAAACAUUGUCAACUUGAUGCUGAGCAGCCCAGAACAGAUUCAGAAACAGUUAAGUGAUGCCAUCAGCAUCAUAGGAAGAGAAGACUUUCCUCAAAAAUGGCCUGACCUUCUAACAGAGAUGGUGAACCGUUUCAGAAGUGGAGACUUCAACAUCAUCAAUGGCGUUCUCCGUACCGCACAUUCCCUCUUUAAGAGGUACCGACAUGAGUUCAAGUCCAAUGAGCUUUGGACUGAGAUAAAACUUGUACUAGACACAUUUGCCCUACCGCUGACGGAGCUGUUCAAGGCAACAAUUGAGUUGUGUCAGACUCACGCAACUGAUGUCAAUGCCUUGAAGGUCCUCUUUUCAUCACUCACCCUCAUAUCCAAGCUUUUCUACAGUCUCAACUUUCAGGAUCUUCCAGAGUUUUUUGAAGACAACAUGGAAACCUGGAUGACCAAUUUUCAUGGCUUAUUGACUUUGGACAAUAAGCUUUUACAAACAGAUGAUGAGGAGGAGGCAGGGCUCUUGGAGCUGCUGAAAUCUCAGAUCUGUGACAAUGCUGCUCUCUACGCUCAGAAGUAUGAUGAAGAGUUUCAGCCGUACCUGCCACGUUUUGUUACAGCUAUUUGGAACCUUUUAGUGUCUACUGGCCAGGGAGUCAAAUAUGAUUUGCUUGUAAGCAAUGCUAUCCAGUUUUUGGCAUCAGUCUGUGAAAGGCCACACUACAAGCAUCUGUUUGAGGAUCAGAAUACACUCACUUGCAUUUGCGAGAAGGUCAUUGUGCCCAACAUGGAGUUCAGAAGUGCAGAUGAAGAGGCCUUUGAAGAUAACUCAGAGGAGUACAUUCGAAGAGAUCUGGAAGGAUCAGACAUCGACACUCGCCGUAGAGCAGCAUGUGACUUGGUGAGAGGCCUCUGUAAAUUUUUUGAGGGGCCAGUCACAGCAAUCUUCUCUGGCUAUGUGAACUCCAUGCUGGGAGAGUACGCCAAAAAUCCCAAAGAGAACUGGAAACACAAGGAUGCUGCCAUCUAUCUGGUCACGUCACUCGCUUCUAAAGCCCAGACUCAGAAGCACGGAAUAACACAAGCCAAUGAGUUGGUCAAUUUGACUGAAUUCUUUGUGAACCACAUUCUCCCAGAUUUAAAAUCACCCAAUGUCAACGAGUUCCCCGUGCUGAAGGCCGAUGCAAUCAAGUACGUUAUGAUCUUCAGAAAUCAGCUUCCUAAAGAGCAGGUGCUGCAGGCAGUCCCUCUUCUGAUAACUCACCUGCAGGCAGAGAGCACAGUGGAGCACACUUAUGCUGCCCAUGCUUUGGAGAGGCUGUUCACUAUGAGAGGCCCCAACAAUGCAACGCUCCUCACUCCUGCAGAGAUGGGGCCUUUUACUGAGCAGUUGCUCAACAACCUGUUCAAGGCACUGACUCUUCCUGGUUCUUCGGAAAAUGAGUACAUCAUGAAAGCAAUCAUGCGCAGCUUCUCCCUGCUGCAGGAGUCCAUCGUCCCAUACGUUCCAACUUUGAUUGGUCAGCUCACUCAUAAGCUCCUUUUAGUCAGCAAGAAUCCCAGCAAGCCUCACUUUAAUCACUACCUUUUCGAGUCCCUGUGCCUGUCUGUGCGCAUCACCUGCAAGGCCAACCCCACCACUGUCAGCAGCUUUGAGGAAGCACUGUUUCCUGUCUUCACAGAGAUCCUGCAAAACGAUGUCCAGGAAUUUCUUCCAUACGUGUUCCAGGUGAUGUCUUUGCUACUAGAGAUCCACUCCAACAAUAUUCCCGCCUCCUAUAUGGCCUUAUUCCCUCACCUGCUGCAGCCUAUUUUGUGGGAACGGACAGGAAACAUCCCCCCUCUCGUGCGCCUCCUUCAAGCUUACCUUGAGAAGGGGGGUGCUACGAUUGCUGCUUCUGCUGCAGAUAAAAUACCCGGCUUGCUUGGGGUUUUCCAGAAGCUUAUAGCAUCCAAGGCCAAUGACCACCAAGGAUUUUACCUUCUCAACAGCAUCACAGAGCACAUGCCUCCAGAAGCCCUCAACCAGUACAAGAAACAGAUCUUCAUUUUGCUCUUCCAGAGGCUACAGAGCUCCAAAACCACCAAGUUCAUUAAGAGUUUCUUGGUGUUCAUCAACUUAUACUGUGUCAAAUAUGGAGCGAUUGCGCUUCAGGAAGUUUUUGACAGCAUCCAGCCAAAGAUGUUCGGGAUGGUGUUGGAGAAAAUUAUUAUACCCGAAGUUCAGAAGGUUUCAGGAGCAGUUGAGAAGAAGAUCUGUGCUGUUGGCAUUACAAAAAUCCUCACAGAGUGUCCUGCAAUGAUGGACACCGAAUACACCAAACUCUGGACACCGCUGCUGCAGGCUCUCAUCGGUCUGUUUGAGCUGCCAGAAGAUGACAGCAUCCCAGAUGACGAGCACUUCAUCGACAUUGAAGACACGCCCGGAUAUCAGACGGCAUUCUCACAGCUGGCCUUUGCUGGGAAAAAGGAGCAUGACCCAAUUGGAGAUGCUUUUGGCAAUCCAAAAAUCCUGCUGGCCCAGUCACUCCACAAGCUUUCUACUGCGUUUCCUGGAAGGGUGCCUUCGAUGCUGAGCACCAGCCUGAAUGCCGAUGCCCUCCAGUUCCUGCAGAGCUACUUGCAGGGGGCAAAUGUGCAGCUGGCUUGAAUCCAACAUGACGGUAAUGACUGUAGGAGACGACAAUGAACGGCAGCCACAGUACAGAAUAUCCACAAUGGUCCCAGGUCACAUGACUUAUCUGCUUCAGCAGACUUCCAGGCAUGGUAGUCAAUGGAUUUACCAGAGAAAUUAUAUUUAUGCCUGAUUUGAGGCAAAUCUGUUCUGACAGUUUUUUGUUUUUGUUUUUCCUUUUUUUUAAGGUUUUUAAAAACAUGACCAAAAGUUGGCAUAACUGGACUAUUGUUAUUGAUCCUACUGUAAAGGCUAGGGAGGCUUUGGAUACGCUAUAUGGUCAGGUUGUGGUGCAGUUUUCAUUUCACUUCAGCAGCACAGGUAAAAAAAUAAAAUAAAAAAAUAACAGUAUUAAGGAAUACCACACAUCUGAAUAAAAUGGAAAGGAUUUCUUCAGUACAUUUUUUUUGUAUGCUUGAAUUCCUUUUCAUGGAUAUGAAGACUAAUCCGGUUAAAACAAUGCUUCAUGUUUUUCUGUUGCAUGUUUCCCUCAGAUUUGUUGAUGUCUAGUCCUUUUUCUGCACCAAUUUGUUAAUGUGAAUAAAGUAAGGCACUUGUAUAAAC
This is a messenger RNA of Cololabis saira (Pacific saury), 3638 nucleotides long. RefSeq names its product CSE1 chromosome segregation 1-like (yeast) (gene cse1l). NCBI's taxonomy places the organism in Eukaryota, Metazoa, Chordata, Actinopteri, Beloniformes, Belonidae. The coding region runs from base 135 to 3050 and encodes 971 amino acids. Gene Ontology annotation, biological process: protein import into nucleus; protein export from nucleus. Gene Ontology annotation, molecular function: small GTPase binding; nuclear export signal receptor activity. The record is from RefSeq and is a predicted model, not a curated record. Gene Ontology annotation, cellular component: nuclear envelope; cytosol. The transcript has 25 exons.